AUGGCGGAUUCGGAACCAGCCGGUGGUGGACGCGGAGGUUUUCGUGGUGGAUUCGGUGGCCGAGGCCGUGGAAGGGGCCGAGGUCGGGGCCGAGGACGCGGUCGUGGAAGGGGUAAAGCAGAUGACAAAGAGGUAAAAAGUCUUAUUUUAUGUCUGUUACAAGGAUAGAAUCACCUUGAUUUGAUUCUCCACCCGGGGUUAGUUGUGGGAGGGUACUCCACAAGUUUGUUUUUUGUUUUUAUAUCUUGCUUCUUUUGCUGUCCAGUAUGACUGGAGCACAAGGAUCCUAUGUAGAUCUUAGUAGGACGUGAACAAUCGAUGAAAAUCGAUGAUCGGAAAAUCAAUCGAUCAAUCGAUUAAUUGCUGUUGAUUAGCAUUGAUUGGCAUCAGCCAAUCGAUGAUCAAUCGAUAAUCGCACUUGGGUGGUAGCGAACUUCAUCGACUCCCAUUGAUUGAUAUUGAUAAUCGAUGAUGAUGAAUAAUCGCAAAAAUUUUCGUCAUCGAUUGUCCAUCGAUUAUCAAUAUCAAUCGAUUAAUUGAUAUCGAUUGUCAUCGAUUGUUAUCGAUUGCCAUCGAUUAUCGAUUUCAUCGAUUGUUCACAUCCUGUCUUAGGGGUAAGAGGAUUCUUUGUGGGGGUAAAAACCAUUUUCGUGAUUCCAUCAAUUUCUUUAAAAAUCAAAAAAGCAUCUGUUCCUUGCUUAAUCAGUCUCAGUUUGUGAACAAUUAUCUUGGAUCUGGCAAAAUACAGGAACAAGGGCUAGAUUACCUACAGAGUUGUAUUUGUGCUUACCUACAGAGUUGUAUUUGUGCUUUGCUUCUGAUGAGGAUUAUGGUAUCGUUUUCAGGCAAAACAUGUAUUAUUUUUACAUCUGUUAUUUCUGAAUCGUGUCUUAUUUUUAGUGGGUUCCAGUGACCAAACUUGGUCGCUUGGUCAAGGAUAUGAAGAUCAAAACCUUGGAACACAUCUACCUCUUCUCUCUUCCCAUUAAGGUAAAUAUCAUUGAUUUUAUUUGUUAGGUCAUAAUGACACUGUCUGAGUGUGAAACAAUUUACUCUAUUAUACCGACUCAGUUAAUUCACUUGUCUCUUACAGGAGCAUGAGAUCAUUGAUUUCUUUCUUGGAUCUGCCCUGAAAGAUGAGGUACUGAAAAUCAUGCCGGUACAGAAACAAACCAGGGCAGGACAGCGUACACGUUUUAAAGCCUUUGUUGCCAUUGGCGACAGCAAUGGCCAUGUGGGUCUUGGUGUCAAAUGCUCUAAAGAAGUGGCUACAGCCAUCCGUGGGGCUAUCAUCCUUGCUAAGCUGUCUGUCAUUCCAGUUCGUCGUGGCUACUGGGGUAACAAGAUCGGUCAACCCCAUACUGUCCCUUGCAAGGUACGUUUAUUAAUUGCUGUGUUGAUUGCUCAGUUUCUCUCGUAAAAUAUUUUUGGGAAUGUUUUUUAGCUUAGGAGCCACCAGCCUGAUAACAGAGUCAAAAUUAGUGACUGCUCCCUUAAUAUUCUCAAACUCUAUUUAUUUAUUUAUUUUUUGAAGCUGAAAUAUUAACAUACCCCAGCUCGACAUCCAUUCAUGGGACGCUUACCUUUGUCCCGAGGGCGUCCUCUUAAUAGUUAUCAUUUGUAAACAAAGAAGAUUAGAUUGUUGAUUACGUCAUUUGCUUGAGAAUCAUCCUAUGUCACAUUCAAAAAACUGUGAACACCUGCAAUGUUUUUAGAAUUGAUCAUUCUGUCGAUUGCAACCAAUCUUAUUAAUUAGUUUUUAGACAUCCCAACAAACCACAAUAGCCGGUCUCACUUUAAUCAUUUUAGGUGACCGGUAAAUGUGGCUCAGUACGUGUACGUCUGAUCCCCGCACCCAGAGGAACUGGUAUUGUGUCUGCUCCAGUCCCUAAGAAGCUGCUUCAGAUGGCUGGUAUUGAGGAUUGUUAUACCUCAGCUCGUGGACAGACUGCUACCCUGGGGAAUUUUGGUGAGUCACAUAGCUUCUUAUGCAAAGACUGCAGUUGAUAGAUUCAUGUAUAUAAAUAUGAUGUUUUCAGAGCCUGACCACUUACUUAAUUAACGUGAGUCUUGAUAUUUCAAAGUGGUGCCCAGUUUUUUGAAACAAUAAGAAUAUUUUGACACCCAUCACUGCCACAGAUUUACCUUCACACAUUUUCCAAAAAGUGACCAACCCUGACCAACCUUAAGGAUUAAGAAGCUGUUGCAGAAAUUUGGGUACAGCUUCGUGCCCUACACUUUGUUAGUCAUAGGUGAGGUUUCUCUUGGAGAGUGCGCAAGUUCUGCAAAUCUCUUGUGUCCAAGAAAGACACUGCUUUGAUUUGUCUGUAGACAAUUGGAAAUUAACAUUGAAAAACAGGUGUAAUCAACAAGGUAUUUGUUUGAUUUGUGUUUUUUCAGCCAAAGCAACCUUUGCGGCUAUCUCCAAGACAUACUCCUACUUGACACCAGACAUGUGGAAGGAGUCUGUGUUUACCAAGGCCCCAUACCAGGAGUUUACAGACUUCCUGGCUAAGAACCACACUGGACAACGUGCAGCUGCCAAAGAACAGGCUCUUAAGUAG
Porites evermanni is the source of this 2564-nucleotide messenger RNA. The record is from the annotation of a GenBank genome assembly. Lineage: Eukaryota; Metazoa; Cnidaria; Anthozoa; Scleractinia; Poritidae.